This is a messenger RNA of Gallus gallus (chicken), 523 nucleotides long. It is a transcript of the gene POLR2I, whose product is annotated as RNA polymerase II subunit I. Gene Ontology annotation, molecular function: zinc ion binding; DNA-directed RNA polymerase activity; nucleic acid binding. NCBI's taxonomy places the organism in Eukaryota, Metazoa, Chordata, Aves, Galliformes, Phasianidae. Gene Ontology annotation, cellular component: RNA polymerase II, core complex. Bases 1 to 393 code for a protein of 130 amino acids. The transcript has 6 exons. The record is from RefSeq and is a predicted model, not a curated record. Gene Ontology annotation, biological process: maintenance of transcriptional fidelity during transcription elongation by RNA polymerase II; transcription-coupled nucleotide-excision repair; transcription initiation at RNA polymerase II promoter.
AUGCGCGGAGCCGCCAUGGAGUCGGAGGGUCCGUCUGAGCCGGGUUUCGUGGGCAUCCGCUUCUGCCAGGAGUGCAACAACAUGCUGUACCCCAAGGAGGACAAGGAGAGCCGCGUGCUGCUUUAUGCGUGCCGCAACUGCGACUACCAGCAGGAGGCCGACAGCAGCUGCAUCUACGUCAACAAGAUCACGCACGAAGUGGAUGAGCUCACGCAGAUCAUCGCUGAUGUCUCCCAGGACCCUACACUGCCGCGCACUGAGGACCACCCCUGCCAGAAGUGCGGGCACAAGGAGGCUGUUUUCUUCCAGUCGCACAGUGCAAGAGCUGAGGAUGCCAUGAGGCUCUACUAUGUCUGCACAGCUCCGCAUUGUGGCCACCGCUGGACCGAGUGACAGCUGUGUCCCUGAGUCUGGCUGUUACCCCCAGAAUGCUGUUGACUCCUGUACAACCCCUUCCACCUGCCAAAUUCCUUCUCUGUACCUGCCAGGAUGGCAUUUUCAUACAAAAAAUGGUUGACUUUUG